Schistocerca nitens (vagrant locust) is the source of this 444-nucleotide messenger RNA. Its product is annotated as eggshell protein-like. NCBI's taxonomy places the organism in Eukaryota, Metazoa, Arthropoda, Insecta, Orthoptera, Acrididae. Bases 1 to 444 code for a protein of 147 amino acids. The transcript is spliced from 2 exons. The record is from RefSeq and is a predicted model, not a curated record.
AUGGUGGCAGCAAUGGCAACAGGGACACCAGUGACAGCAAGUGGAGAUGGGCCAGUGGUGGCAGUGGUGGCUGUGGCAGCAGUGGCAGCAGUGGCAACUGUGUUGAUUGUGGCUGAGGUGGCAGCUGUGGUGGUGGUGACAGUGGAGGGGGAUAUUAGUGGCAGUGGUGGCUAUGGCGGCAGUAGCAGCAGUGGCAAUUGUGUUGAUGGUGGUUAUGGUGGCAGCUGUGGUGAUGGUGAUGGUAGUGAUGGCUAUGUAAGUGGCAAUGGUGGCUGUGGUGGCUGUGGUGGUGGUGGUGGUGGUGGAGGUACUGGCAACAAUGGUGCCAGUGGCAAUGGUGGCAGCAAUGGCAACAGGGACACCAGUGGCAGCGGAGGAGGGGGGGCAGUGGUGGCAGUGGUGGCUAUGUCAGCAGUAGCAGCAGUGGCAACUGUGCUGUGUUGA